Onychostoma macrolepis is the source of this 2131-nucleotide messenger RNA. It is a transcript of the gene slc25a24, whose product is annotated as solute carrier family 25 member 24. Gene Ontology annotation, molecular function: calcium ion binding; ATP transmembrane transporter activity. The transcript is spliced from 10 exons. Gene Ontology annotation, biological process: transmembrane transport. The coding region runs from base 1 to 1431 and encodes 476 amino acids. Gene Ontology annotation, cellular component: mitochondrial inner membrane. Lineage: Eukaryota; Metazoa; Chordata; Actinopteri; Cypriniformes; Cyprinidae. The record is from RefSeq and is a predicted model, not a curated record.
AUGUAUCAGCUUAUAAGGAAAUUCGCGUUUACCGAAUCGCGUUGUUUGGAGGAGGACAACACGAAAACUUUCGCGGAGUUGUUUGAGAAGUUGGAUGUUAACAAAGAUGGGAAAGUGGAUGUUUCUGAGCUCAAGACAGGCCUGGCUGCUAUGGGCUUCUCUAUGGGGAAAGGAGAAGCGCAGAAAAUUGUUGCCUCUGGAGACACCGAUAAGGAUGAAGGGCUGGACUUUGAGGAGUUUUCAAAGUAUCUGAAAGAACAUGAGAAAAAACUCAAACUGACCUUCAAGAGUCUGGACAAAAAUCAGGAUGGUCACAUAGAUGCCAAAGAAAUCCAGCAGUCACUUAAAGACAUAGGCAUAAACUUGACGGAUCGAGAUGCAGAGAAGAUCCUCAACAGUAUUGAUGCGGAUGGAACUAUGUCUGUGGAUUGGAAUGAAUGGAGAGAGCAUUUCCUCUUCAACCCAGCAGAUAACAUUCAGGAAAUCAUACGCUACUGGAAACACUCAACUGUGUUGGAUAUAGGUGACUGUCUAACUAUUCCAGAUGAGUUCACUGAGGAGGAAAAGACCACAGGCAUCUGGUGGAAGCAGCUUGUUUCUGGGGGUGUGGCAGGGGCGGUCUCUCGAACAGGAACCGCCCCCUUGGACAGAAUGAAAGUCUUCAUGCAGGUUCAUUCCUCAAAAUCCAACCAAAUCAGUCUGAUGGGCGGGUUCAAGCAGAUGAUUAAAGAAGGGGGUGUGGCCUCUCUGUGGCGGGGAAAUGGAGUCAACGUCAUAAAAAUCGCACCAGAAACUGCAAUCAAAUUCAUGGCAUAUGAGCAGUAUAAGAAGCUGUUGACCAAAGACGGUGGGAAAAUCCAGUCACAUGAGCGGUUCAUGGCUGGCUCUCUGGCCGGUGCGACCGCUCAAACAGCCAUCUACCCCAUGGAGGUAAUGAAGACCAGACUUACUCUGAGGAAGACUGGCCAGUAUUCUGGGAUGUUUGACUGUGCCAAGAAGAUUCUGAAGAAGGAGGGACUGAAGGCCUUUUAUAAAGGCUAUGUACCCAAUAUCCUGGGAAUUAUUCCGUAUGCUGGAAUAGAUUUAGCAGUGUAUGAGUCCCUGAAGAACGCCUGGUUGUCUCGGUAUGCUAAAGACACUGCUAAUCCAGGGGUGCUGGUUCUUCUCGGCUGUGGGACCAUUUCUAGCACAUGUGGCCAGUUGUCUAGUUACCCUCUGGCUCUGGUCCGCACACGUAUGCAGGCCCAGGCAUCAUUGGAGGGAUCGGAGCAGGUGUCCAUGUCCAAGUUAGUGAAGAAGAUCUUGCAGAAAGAGGGCUUUUUUGGGCUUUACCGUGGGAUCCUGCCCAACUUCAUGAAAGUGAUUCCAGCUGUCAGCAUCAGCUAUGUGGUGUAUGAGUACAUGAGGUCUGGAUUAGGCAUCUCAAAAUGAUCAAUGUCUUGCAUGUUUUUACACGCACAAACUUUAACCACCUUUCUUUGAAAACACCCUCCAUGAUGGGACAAAAUGUUUGUUGAGUAACCAAAGUGUUUAAAAUAUCACCUCUGGGAAAAAGCCUUGAUGGUAUCUUGCAUUGAGGUUGUGGCCCAACCUAAUUCAUGUUUACAUUGAUAUAUAAUUGUACCUUGAUAUGUAAUUAAUGAAUUUCUAAAAUAUUCUACAUUUGUCCCUGACCAAAUCAGUAAAGCCAUUGUGAGCCAGUGCACUAUAUAAUGUUCUACAUUCAGUCUAUGUUUUACAGAUAGAUAGAUAGAGAGUCAGACAGACCAUGGAAAUCUGCCUUUUUGCAUAAAGUAAUUGUACCUAUAUAUACGGAGUGUAAUUAUUUAAGUGAAUUAGGUUGGUUACGUUGGGCCGUAGUCAAGUCUUUACAUGCUGCAGUCAGUACUGUUUGUAUUUGUUCUGUGAAAAAUGCUAAAUACACCCAGUAAAACAAGGACCAGAGAAGCAAUUCAAAAUGGGAACCCACAUUAUGACAUAAAGAGCUAAAUGUGCCUUAUAUCAUUUGUUCGAUCUCUGUGUGGGUUCCUUUAAUAUACAUUGGAAUUAUAAUUUUCAUUUUUGUGUUGCCUUUAUCCCCAAAGUUUGCUUAUUUUAGAAACUCUUGUUUAUAUUAAAGGUUGUAUUUUAA